GGGAGGAGGCGAGAGAGCUCCCGAGCGAGGUUGCCCGUUGCCGUCGCUUCCAGCCGGCUCCGAGAGGCGUGUGGGAGAAAACUCUGUCUCCGCUUUCGCUAGAGGCGGCCAAGCAGGCAGGACACUCCCACACAAGUGCAGGAAAGGCCGCCCUUAUUGCUUCCCAUGCCAUCAAUCAUUGGGACAGCGGAACCACUUCCUUCAAUGCCGGUUUCAAAUCGCCUUAAAUUAUCAAUGUACACGGGGCCUACGGUGCAAUAUAAUCCAGUUUCUGAAUCCAGAUUGUCUCCUUUGAACUGAAUGAUAUGUUAGUGUAGACUCAUAUAAUCCAGUUCAAAUCAAAUAAUCUGGAUUCAGGAACUGGAUUAUAUGGCAGUGUAGAUCGAGGGCCCUUCCAGACAGGCCCAGUAUCCCAGGAUCUGACCCCAGCUUUUUUGUUUAUCCCAGAUUAUCUGGCAAUGCGGACUCAUAUAAUCCAGUUUUAAACCAGGAAACUUGGGAUCAGAUCCUGGGAUAUAGGCCCCUUUCAAACAGCCAACUAAAAAUCCCAUAUUAUCUGCUUUGAAUUGGAAUAUAUGGCAGUGUGGACUCAGAUAUCCCAGUUCAAAGCAGAUAUUGUGGGAUUUUCUGCAUUGAUAUUCUGGUUUAUAUGGCUGUGUGGAAGGGCCCCUAGAGCAGUGGUUCUCUACCCGUUGGUCCCCAGAUGUUUUGGCCUUUAACUCCCAGAAAUUGUAACAGCAGGUAAACUGGCUGGGAUUUCUGGGAGUUGGAGGCCAUAACAUCUGGGGACCCACAGGUUGAGAACCAGUGCCCUAGAGUCUGUCUGGAAGGGCCCCUAGCUUGUGUUGAGGACCAUAGAACAGACAAUCCUGCAUUUUUCUUGUUUUGGAAGGAACUGAAGAGAGAGGGGGGGGGGGGCCUUCCACACCCCCAUAUAACCCGGAAUAUCAAGGCAGAAAAUCCCACAAUAUCUGCUUUGAACUGGGUUAUCUGAGUCCACAUUGCCAUAUAUCCCAGUUGGAAGCAGAAAAUGUGGGAUUCUAUUCAGCUGUGUGGAAGGGGCCAGAGAGAGAGAAUAAUGUGUGACCUGAGGGUUUUAAGCAAUAUGUUAAGGAUUAUCAUAUUCAUUAUAAAAAGGCAGAAAAAUCCUGCAUUUCCUUCAGUGCAGAGAGUUAAGCAAUUUAUUUAGGACCUUAACACCAAUGAUAAAGAAACUCCUGAAUUUUGUAGGCAGGACCUGCAGUUUUUAAGCAGUGGAUUGAGGACCACAAUAUUCGGGGAUGCAUGGAACAUGGAACAGAAAAAGUGUCAAGGAUUCUCAAUGUGUGUAAUGCUGUUCCAAUACUGUUUCCCGUUUAGGUGAUUUUAACUAGACAAGCUUUUAUUUGGCAACCUAAAUAAAUAGGUCUAGCAUAGGGAAUUAUAUUUACUACUUUUUCCAGAAAGCUCAAGGUUCUGCCUCUAUCAAUUGUUUAUUAUUAUAGCAAGCAUGUCAGGCAUUAGAAAUGUGCACAUACAUUUACAUAACACCCCUUACUUGGUGUGGUUUGGGGAUAGUAAACAUUUGACUCCCUAGGCCUUAUUUGUAUGCAAGACCCACCUGCCCUAGUCAGUUUGGUAAAUAGUGAGGGAUGAUGGAAGUUGCAGUCUUCUGGGAGGGACAGGCAUUCUAGCUUAACUCCUUAUGUAGUGAGCUGCAGGAGUGUCCCCUGUAAGUAUUUCCUAUCAUUAAAACAUAAUUGAGAAAUAAUUCUGAUUUGAUGAUUGGGUGAAUAUGGAUAUGUAAAACAGCUUUAUUGGCUUGAAAAACAGUAAGUAGUAGUUUUUCCGAAACUCCACAGAAUAGUUUUCUUGAGUUGUCAGCACACACAGUUGCUGUGAAACAUUUUCAGGCACACAACUAAACCUUUUCUUAGCUAUUUGUCUGCCAUGCACUGUACUUACUGGGUGUGAGACUAAAUUUUAUGAGUUGAACCAUAAAACGUAUUGCAAUGCAGAGCCAGAGCUACACCUGAUAAUGACUGGGGAUUGGGGGUUUUUUCCUUACUUUUUGCUUUUCUGUCUCUUCUCCUUCUCAAAUGAGUGCUUGCUUGACUCAGAUCAGUUGGUGGCGUUGUCUGUUCCGCUUCUAAAUACAGUUCUACUUCCCCCUUCAAAAGUAUUGUUACAAAUUGACAGGGCUGUAGCAGGAACAUGAAAGAGGAAGAGAAGUGGCAAAAAUGUUACUGAAUGAUUCUUGAGUGAAGGAGGAGGGCUGAAGCACAUGGCAGCUAAUCCUAGUGCAGAGGACAGGAAGAGGAUUUUGUGAGUGACAGGAAUUUUUAAAGAAUUCAUUGAUGACAAAUGGAGGAAGACAGUUGUGAGAGUUUGGGGAGACAAUAGGUACUGAGUGUGGAAUGAGUGAAGGAAAAAAAUCUGACAUAAUUUUUUGGAACGUGAUAAGCUAUAUAUAUUAUGAAAAUAAAGUUUAGCUACUAAUUACUGUGUUAAACCUGAUGGGUUUCCUUUAGUCUGGAUUAUAGAGUCCCAUAUUUAGCAUUCUGGGAAUCAAUUGUAAAAUAAAGUUGUCCACACCAUGGACACCUUGAAGGUGCAUGAUGCAAAACGAAGGAGGAAUUUAAGUAGAGAGCAUAGGGCAGGGGAAGAGUGGCAGACACCCAAGGAACAUCUAUACGGAUGUUGUCUUUAGUGACUGGGAUAAUGUUACUUUGCCUUGCUGUUAUCACAUGCUUUGACCAUGCAGUCUUCUGCAAGUUCAGUCCCUCAUAACCAGUCAUUCGUUAGGAAUUCUGAGAAUCACAAAACAAUGUAUGGAGGGCCACAUGAUUCCCAUCCUGGGUUGAUCAUUUAAAUUAGCGCAUUUGUAUAAAUAAUGAUUAAUUUAAAACUAAUCGCUUGCAAUAAUUUUGAAAAUGCAUUACGUUUACAACUACAGAUCCUACUUACACAUGUGACUAGACGGAAGACUAGAUAGGUGAUUUGUCUGAUUCAGCAGGUUCUUCUGUUCUUACAUAAAAGGAUUAGCCAAUUAAAGAACUUUCAUUGGGCCAGUGGGACUCUUCCAAGGAAUUCCUGUUGAUCUUCAGCCUUGGUGCCUUCAUUGUGAGUAUACAGGCAGUCCUCAAGUUAUGAAUAGGAUAGAGUCUGUAGGUUUGUUCUUAAGUUGAAUUUGUUUGUAAGUCAGAACAGGUACAUUUGUGUGUUUAGCUUUGGAUAGCAUAGGGAAGGGUUAACAUCUCUUUGGUGUUUGUAUUGCUAUCUGUAUCCCUGUUCAGAAGAUUUCACCUCACUUUUGUCCCUAUGAGAAUUGGAUUUUGAAAAAACCACUUGUUGUGAAAACAAGGAUUGGUGUUAAAGCUUCAGUGGAGACACCUUUUCCCCUGAUAACUUUUACAGGAGUGAAUUUCCCUUCCUAGGAGUCAGUUUCUCUCACUUUGUUGUCUCACCCCCGUUCUUAACUAUGAGUCUUUUGUAAGUCAGAUGUUUGUAACUCGGGGACUUAUUGUACUUGAUGGGUGCUCAUUUUUCCUCCUGUUUUUACAGUUCAAUGUUUCCUCUUCUGUUACACAUUUCUCCUUGCUCUCCCGAGACAACAUUUCUGACAUAAAUAGCAGGAAGGGAAGGGAAAAGAGAGCAAUAAAAGGUGUAAAUCGAUAAUAACAUAACUUCCUCAGCCAACUAUUCCAGUUUCAGAGAGACAACUCAAUGCAAUUGAAGUGACAGUGAGUAAAAGACAGUGUGCUGUAAGAUGGGGAAAAGAGGCCCUACUAAUCUGUUAUUUGCUUAUUUACCUGGGAAUAACUAAUACAAUACUGCCAAAGCAGGGGAACUGAAAUAGAUUUAUUUAGGAUUUUGAGGAGCCCUGUAUCCCUUGAAUUAAAAGCUGUUCUAGACAUACAAAAGGCAUUAAAUGCAAUUCAAGAAAUUGUAGCUGAAAAGGAAAUUCGGUACAAACUUAUACAUGUGCAGGAGCACUGAUGUGUACUCAUAUUUCCUUUGGUUUCUGACUUAAGAAUUUUGAAAUACAAAUUAAUAGUUGUCAUAGCACUAGUUUUUUUCAAGAACUCCACUAACAUAACUAUUGUUUUGAGUAAAACUUGGGCCUUUCAAAAAACAGCAUAUAUGGAUGUAUAUAAAUCUAGUUUGUGGGGGGAAAGGCUGUAAGUUUAGAUACCUAAUUUUGCUUAAUGGCUUGUUGCAAAUGGCUGGCUUCAUCAAUUGCUUGGAUAGUAACGUUCUGUAGAUUGCUUUUUAAGAAUUGCUAAUUCAGAUGGGCUUAAGGCUUACUGCUUCUGUCCUGCUUGUGAUAAAAAAUGAAAAUUGUCUAAAUCUUCAUCCCUAACGCUGAGAAUAGUAUUUUGCAUUUUCCGCUGGCAUAUUCAGCAAAGCAUUAUGAGAUGUCUGUUCCCACUAAAGAAGGCUAUUUUACAGUUGCUGCCAUACACACCUGUUCAACUAUAAAUUGGAUACUGAAUGGCGGAGCUUGGAAUCCUUUCCCUUGGAUAUCUAUCAGUUUCCAUUUCAGAUUAUUACAAUACUCUCAUGUUUUGUCUUACAUGAUAAUCCUCGUAACUGCUGCUAAAGACGACAAAGACAAAACGUAGACAAAUAAAUUAAAAUGGAUCCGUGUUCAGUUGGAAAUCAGCUGCAAGCUAGCAGUGAUUGCCAUAAAACAUUCUUUACCUCUCAAACUGGCUUCAAGCGUAAACAAGAUUUUUCAUCAACUGAUCUAUUACUCCUUCAGCUUAGGACUGGGAUAACCUUUACAGAGAACAACAUGAUCUGUUUCCAUCAUGCUAAAGUUUACCUUGAUAGAUAUGAAGACUUGCAAAAGUCAUGUUGUGAUCCCUUUAAUAUACACAAAAAAUUUUCAAGGAAAAACUUGCAUGUAAUUGACAUAAAUGAUGCUACUUUUCUAAGUGCCAAGUUUGGACGGCAGUUUAUACCUGGCUGGAAGCUUUGUCCAAAAUGUACACAGAUAAUAAAUGGAAAUGCAGAGGUUGAUUCUGAAGACCGCCAGCGAAGAAGACUUGAUUCAGACGGGCGUACAGCUAAAGCCUUGAAAUCCUUACAGUUUGCUAAUCCAGGACGACAUACUGGAUUUGCUCCAGAAGUAAACAAAAGAGAAAAAAGAAGACUCCAAACAAAAAGCACAUCCGUUAAUUCAGAUAGGCAGGUAAUACCCACAAAGAGCAAAGUGUACGAUAGUCAAGGAUUCCUGCUUUAUAGUGGGAUAGACCUCUGUGACUGUCUCGAUGAAGAUUGCCUAGGAUGUUUUUAUGCCUGUCCAAAGUGCGGCUCCAGCAAGUGUGGACCUGAAUGUCGUUGCGAUCGGAAGUGGCUAUAUGAACAAAUUGAGAUUGAAGGAGGAGAAAUUAUACGGAAUAAGAAAACAGGAUAGCUUGCAAAUUUCAUCUGAGGUACAUGGAACAAUAUGACAUAGAUUUUUCCAUGUAAAAAUACACAGAAUGUGUUCAGAGUUCCAGUUAGUGCUUGACACAUUAGAUCAGCACUCAAGGUCAGAGUUCAUUGUAUCUACCUAUAGAAAAAUAAAAUUAAAAGAUUAUUCAUGGGCAAGUAGAUUGAUAAGAGUAGUACAGUAUUAGCCAUUCUUGACCUAGGCUCUGUAGUGCAGACUUUUUCCCACACAUCUCUCCAUUCCUUUGUAGGAAAAAUCUGGGAAUACAGUAAUUAUCAAAAAAAGUGAUGGCUACUUUAGCAGGCAUGAACAGUGUUGCAAAUUGUAGACUUGUAAUUUGCUUCAUGAGCAAAACAUAAUAUCAAAUUUAUAACAGUUUUUUUAGGAAGAAAUACAAUAAUUGGCUUCUGUUAGAAGAAAUAUGUACAUGUGUUAAUCUGCAAUGGAAUGAACUCUCCUGUGCUGUGAACCCCAUGGGGGGCAGGUGAAAGUGCCAAAGAUAUCAACUCAACCAGCAUGUCUGUUAUGCAGUGUUUAAGGAAAUUACAGUUGAGUCUAUGUAACCAGGCAAAUGAUGUCUAGUCUGAAAUAUUAGUCUUUUCUACUUUUGAGAAAUACAUAUGUUACUUACUUGUAAAAGUACAUUUUAGAAGGGGAGGUCUUCUAAACUGUCUGUAAUAACUGAUACUUUUCACAAGGGCAAAAACAUGUACAUUUCCAUAGAGUUCAUUCAGUGUUGCAUCUUCCUUGCUAGUUGUGCACAUUCAAUAGUUAAGAGUAUCAAAAGUGGCAGAGGCACAUUGUCGACUCAGUGAAUAAGAGUUCUCAUUUGUGUAAUAAAAUUUGGGUAUGAUUUCUUUCUGCCAUUUGAAAUUAUUGUUAGCAUUAUGUAAUGUAUGGUUUGUUUUAAAGAUUAUUCUGUUGCUUGAUGUGACUUCCCAUGACUGUGGCUCCUGCGCAAGAAUGUAUCUAUCCAGUUACUAUUAUUCACCUAGGAAAACAAAGGAUCAUACAUAACAAACAAGUUGUAUUAAAGCUAGUAGUGUUUUGCCUCUGAAAAGAAAUGGCAGUGAGAUUGAAUCCCUUGCCCAUAUCAUAUAAUUCCAUAGGUGUUCUAAUGCACACAUGGCAAGGUAUACCUUGUUUGCCAUGGAAAUGUUUUCUUGAUGUUCGUGAACUGCAAACAAUAGAGGAUAUGUAUGGGUCCACUGGACUGCAGCAAGCAUGCACAUGCUUUAUGUAGAAACCACUUCUCUGUCAACUAUAACAAAAUGUGAUCAAUCAUUACUAAAAUUAAUUUGCUCUUGGAUGUAUUUUAAAUGAAUAAAGUAUUACAACUCCUUGG
This is a messenger RNA of Anolis carolinensis (green anole), 6764 nucleotides long. RefSeq names its product ADP ribosylation factor like GTPase 14 effector protein (gene arl14ep). Gene Ontology annotation, cellular component: intracellular membrane-bounded organelle. NCBI's taxonomy places the organism in Eukaryota, Metazoa, Chordata, Lepidosauria, Squamata, Anolidae. The record is from RefSeq and is a predicted model, not a curated record. The transcript is spliced from 4 exons. Bases 4619 to 5401 code for a protein of 260 amino acids.